AACAAAAAUGCAAGGUUUGUGAGAAUGGCAUUGUUGGACAACCCAUUCAGUUACGAUGUUCCAAUGUGAUUUGCAUUGGCUGUCGAAAUAAUCACGUUGUUUCUAAACAAGAAGAAUGUCCAGCAUGUCAUGAAAACCAUCUAAUUGAAGACACAAAUAACCCAGACAGCGAGAAGUCCAAAAAGUACAAACUUUCAAAAACAACUGCAAUGAUUUCUUCAUGGAAAUUGUAUCACAAUUAUGCUUUGCUAACAAUGAAGCACCAUCCAAAGAAGUGAUAAGAAAAUUGACUUCCCUUGUUACUGUAGAGACGAAAAUGGACCAUGGCAUGGAGACUGUGAGCAAAGAAAUGGCGCUUGUUGAAUCAAAAGUUGAUUCAACUCCAGUGUUUAGGUCAUUCUUAUUGCAGCACUUACUAAGAACCAGUUUGGAUGAUGUCAUGGAAUUUCUUUCUGAAUACCUUUCAAGAGCAGAGGCAAUGCUUAAAGAGGAUCCAGAGAAAGUCAUUGAAUUCAGUAUUCUAGUUAUUCAAUGCUUAGAGGACUCGAUUCAGCAAAAAACCUCUAAGGAAAAAGAACCAUGGAAAGCAGAAAUGCUUAAGGCGACAGAAUAUCUUAAAGAUUCUGCAGAUGUGAUAAACGAGGAAAAUCUCGAUGUGAAAAAAUUAUGCUGUGUGGCAGAAACGAGAUUUAGUCUGGCGUGUGCGGCAAAGUUUUUGUUCCAACACAAUGUGGAGAACACUGUGAAGUAUUCGAAAAAUCUGAAGAAGUUGUAUGAAGCUGUGUCCAAAAUGACAAGCAAGUGUCGAUGGGCUAAAUUGUUCUUAAUCAAAUACUUCUGUCGAUCCUUCAGUGUAAAAAGCUAUCGUCAAAUCUUAUCAUCAGGCACGGAAUUAAAACAGCAUCUACCAGUUGAACUGCUAAGUUUGCCUGAGCUAAAAGCGGAAAACGUGCAAGAGUGUCCAGACAGAUUCAUAGUCUGUGGUAGACAGUACAAAGAACUUCGUGAUAAAAUAACACAGUCUCUUGUCGAUGAACAAAUCGAACUUGAUCUAGAGGGACUAACAAUUCCAGAUACACAUAAAAAAGUGUUCUUUCUUCUUGCUCUUUUCCGAGAAGUCACUAUGAUGCAUGUUUACGACGUCAAAAAACGGAGAUUUAAAGCAGAAGCUAUUCAGAAACUCCUGGAUGCAUUGGAAGACGCAAGCUGUCUUCAAAACGAGAAACCCGUAGUUGCAAAACUAGCAUGUAACACCCUUUGGGCAAAAGAAUCUGCGAUGUGUAUCAAGGAGGGCACCUCUGUUGCAGACCAGGACAUUGUUUCCCUACUUUAUCAUGUUUUCUUUUCAAUCACGAAAGGAUCGUGUGAAGGAACUCUGUUGGAGCCAUUCGUAACAAUUAUCGAAAAGGCCAAUACCUUACAGAAAUGUUUCCUUCCCACCAUGGAUGCAGUGGAUUUGGAUGAAAUUCGUGCAGCUCUUGCGAAUAAAACAGAUUAUGGGAACUUUCCAAUUUUUAAAUGCCCAAAUGGACAUGUUUAUCUUGUUGGAAAUUGUGGAAAUCCAGUUUUUGGUCAGACAACUUGUCCCGAAUGUGGUGCAAAGAUUGGAGGGAAAGCCUACAACGAAUUGGAAGAAGGCAAUGUAAAAAUUGAUGUACAAGAAUUUGACGAACAAUAUAUGGGACAUAUUUUUGGACGAGCUGAAUCAAGAGAAGAUGUACCUACAGCUCAGCGUGAGCUAUCGUCUGUGAACUGUUCUAUUCUUCGAUUUAUUUUGCAUUCAUCUCUCUACAUAGCAUCAAGUCAUACUCCAGAGGCUGUUAAUGCUAUCAUUAAACCAAGGAUAGAAGUAACUGCCGUUCUUCCCUUUAUAAUGGACCACAUCAAAAAAGACUUGACGAUAAUACAGAAAGCUACUGGAAGUAGCGAAGAUGAUGUGUACCUUCUGUUGCACAGAAUAUGUACAAGUUUUACAGAAAAGCAUGAAAGCAAAAGCCAACAUUUACAGAGUUGUUUAAGUGCUCUGGAAAACAAAAAGGACAGAAGUUGCUGGGAAGGAGAAUUUGCUGAUGAAUUUUUCUCUCCUAUUUUGAAGGAUUUAGAGUCAGAAUUGAAGACCCUGGGCAAAGAGCUUGUAGAAGACAAACGAUUAGGAGCCGAUCCUUUACUUAGUCUUCUUUACGAAACUGAAACAGCCAAUGAAGAUAUCUCGGUACACGAACUACAAAAUCAUCCAGCUGUUUGGAGAUAUAGAUCACAGAUAUCUAUGGACCAUUUGUCCAAAACGUUUAUGAUGCAAAUCCCAGCAAAUGAACAUGCUGUACUACGUGCAUUUUUGGAAGAGGAACACAAUGUUCGAGUAAUUCGUCUGAUACCAAGCAUCUUGAAGCUUCAGAAAGUUCUGAUACACAAAUUUGCCAGGAAACUAGACAGAAGUGAGGCGUCUGAUUUAUCGAUGCAAUUUGUGAUUGACUCUUACAGGGAAAACGAUGUUUCCGAAGAAGACGAAGAAGUCAUAGGAGAAACGGAGUCAAAGUGGAUGGAGAUCGAUCAGUUGGUUUCAGAUUUUAUUGAAGCUUGGCGUUGUAUUAGAGGACAGCUAGGAAAAUUUCGCUUUCAGACCUUGAAAGGGAACAGACAAAUUUCAGAGAAAUACUAUGGAAAGGAUUUAGUCAAAGAAGACCCAGUGUCUCUCUUCUUGCCUACUUUUAGAGAGCAUGGACUGUGUUCCUAUGGAUUAUUGUACUUUCUGUUGAAAAAACAAAACUCGUUUUUGGAAGAAUACUGCAGAAAAAAAGAUAUAGAAUUUGGAAAACUUCCGAAGGUCAAAGUCAGAGAAAUAACUCACGCUCAUCUUAUUAGCUAUCACCCAGACCGGGAUCUCCUUCCUUUGGUUAUGGCAAAUUGCCAAUAUACAUUUGAAGUAGGAAAAGGCACGAAAGUGGAAUACAACUUUGCAAAUCUGGAAAGACAGUUAUCCGAUCGGUUUCUGUUUUCAAAAUCCGUUAUUGACCUGCAUCCAAAAGAGUUCGAUCUAAUGACAUAUAGGUCAGAAUCAACAAAUGCCAAUGUUUUCCGAGAACUCAGAAAAAAGAUUAAGCAGGUUCCUUUGAACACUGCCGUGGCCAAACAGAUAUCCACCGAGUUCAGAAGAUACCAGGAUAUCUGUGAUGCUUUGGAUAAAUUGGACAUUGUCAUUAGAUUUUUACAGUCGGUUGGAGGCCAAGGGAACACUAUGCUGGACGAUUUUAUGCGCCACUCACUAAAAAUGGAAACUACCUUUCUAUCCCAGAAUAUGAGAAAGACUUGUCAGUGUAAACAUGUCCAGUCCCUGUGGAUUAUACUGGCAAUGUCAAAAACCAAAAACCAAGCUACGUACAAAAAGGAUGUGUUCGAGGGAGUUUCCGAUACAUACAGACUGGAAUUGACAGGUGCUCAAAAAGAGAUUGUUAACAACAUUUGUGAGGAACUAUCAGUUGAGAGACUCAACACAAUGAUAGAAGUCUUGUAUGAAUGUAUCGUCCUUACCAUUGACAGUGGAAGUGAAAAUGACAUUGAAGAUGGAGAUGGUAUUCCAAUGGCUAAUUACAGUAUCCGGGAUACGUUAAUGGUAUACGUGGAAGACCCAGCCUAUGAUGUCGAUGAUACCUUCCUUCCGGAUUGGAUCAAUGAAACGCUGAACAAACUUCCGGGAGACAAAGAAGAACCCGAUUGUAUUUUUACGUGUCAGUCCAUGGAUCUCUGGAUUUGCCUUUAUGAAAACUAUUCAAAGAGGAAAAUCUGAGCACAUAGACAAAGAAUAUUGUUUGGUGAAAUGAAACUUUAAAUAUGAUGAAUUUAAGUUUUUUGUAUUAAAUGGAACACUUAUUGUAUGAAUUACAUGUAAACAACAUAUUCAUGUUACUGUAAAAAAAUUAUUUAUUCAAAACAAACAAGAAGUAUGAUAAUUGCCUUUUUGCUGAACCUCCCUAUUUAUUACUCAUAUUGCAUUUAACGGAAAGAAAAAUACUAAGUAAUUAAAAGAAUAAAUGUUUGGUUCGCAACUAAGAGAUAUGUUGUUUAAAUUCAAUAGAUCAGUAUUAAUCAAACUUUUUGUGAACAAUAAAACAUGAACAGAAAAGAUUAGUUGAGAAAUUGUAGUAAAGAAACCACCCUACUUUCAUUUUCUUUUUGUUUUGAGUAGUGAAGUCCAUUGUGUGACCAUAAUACUAACCUCAAAUGCUAAAAUAUAAUAAUAAUAUAUUUCCAACUUUUCCCCUAAAUUAAUGUAUCAAUUUUUAAGUCAUUUACUGCAUACAUUACAGUCUAAUACGAUAAGAAACGAUUUACUUUAUUUCAAUUAUCCAUUAAAUGACUCUCUUACAUGUAAAUUUGCAGUAGCCUUUUGUGUACAUUCUUUUGUUUUGUGCUUGAGUUUAUCUUAUAAAUGAUAUAGAGCUGAAUAUGAUGAGAAGAUGAAAUACCACCUUAAAAGCAUCUUGAAAGAUCAGAAUUUUAUAAACAAUGUUUAUAGACUGGAAAUUAAAUAGCAGUACUCGGACGUUCAUGGUGAUGGAGAUGGUGUUUAUAAAGUGUUUAAAAAAUUGACUUAAUAUCUUAAAUAUAUACAUGUAUAUAUUGUAGAUUUACAUGUAAGGAACAGAUGUCUAUGUGAGAAAGAAAUAAUAAUCCAUGAAGUUUGUUGUAAAAUUACGCUAUUAUUUAAAGAUUACUGAUAUGCAUAUGAUAAAAUUAAUUGUCUUUGUUGCCUUAUGUUAAGUUGGUAUGAGGAGUUAUUUUCUUGCAAAAAAAUAACACGAUUUGUUGAAAGAUAUAUGAUUUUGUUUGGAAAACCAAUGUAUACUGAUAUAUCAAAUAGUAUAAAACAUUGAUAAAGGUCAGUGCAGAUGUCUUUGUUUCAGAAAGGUCUGAAUCGGUUUUCUUUGCAUUAAUUAAUUAAUAUAGGAUUGUUAAACAUAUUUUAUGCCUUUCAAUUUUUAACCAUCAGUCAUGAUGGUGUGAUGAUUUCGAAAAUAUAUUGACGCUAAUUAAAACUAUAAUUUGGAGGUCUUGGUGAGCUAUAUCUUGAUAUUUUCUAUACAAAAUAUAUAUUUGGAGCUUGCAUACUUGCGCUUUUCAUGAUAAUCUAAUAAAAUGUGCUUUUAA
Molecule: messenger RNA, 5145 nt
Organism: Saccostrea cuccullata (small rock oyster)
Lineage: Eukaryota; Metazoa; Mollusca; Bivalvia; Ostreida; Ostreidae
Product: E3 ubiquitin-protein ligase rnf213-alpha-like
Exons: 26
Coding region: 221-3784 (1187 amino acids)
Molecular function (GO): ATP hydrolysis activity; ubiquitin-protein transferase activity
Source: RefSeq, a predicted model, not a curated record